AUGGAUCUAAUGGAGGAGGAUUACGUGAGCUGUGGAGUUGAAAACUGUAGCAAGCCAGACUUCUGGAGAAACUGCUCCAACCAAGACUGUCAGGAGGAGGAAACAAUGGCUGAAUUUAUCGUGUUUGUAAUCUUCGGCCUUCUUGGAAACACACUGACUCUUCUGGUGGUUUGGCUUCACCCAAACAUGAGAAGCACCGCCCACCUCUACCUGAGCAGCAUGGCUGUUAGUGACCUGCUGAUCCUCCUGCUGCUGGCUCUUGAUCUAUUGAUGGUCUGGACAGACUUGGACAUAGGAGUCUUUGCCUGUAAGCUGAUCAUAUUCCUCUCAGAGUGCUGCAUCUUCUGCACCAUCCUCCACAUCACCUUUCUCUCCCUGGAGAGGUACCUGGUUGUUUGCCGUCCAAUCACCUCCAAGAUGCUGGUGACACAUCGCAGAACCUGGGCUCUGAUUGGCUGCCUCUGGCUGGGAGCGGCUCUCAGUGUAGCACCAUUUUCUGUCAUGAUGGAAGUGGAUCAUAAGGGACAAGAGGAUGCAAUGGAAAUAUGCAUAUUAUCACCAUCCCCAUUGUCCUCGGGCCUCGGGUUGGCCAUAUUAAUUAUCUACAACCUGUAUGUCCUGGUACCCCUGUGCAUCCUGGGACUGGUCUACAUCCUGAUUGGACGGACUUUGAGGCUCCGUCCACAAAGAAGCAGUAAAGACAAUAGUCACCGACACGCAGUCAAGAUGCUGGGAGUGAUCUUCUUGGCCUUCGUCCUGUGCUGGCUGCCAUACAUCGUCGCUCUGACCAUGAACUAUGGUUCUUUGACAGCUGGUUCUAACAGUACACACAAUUACAUACUGACUGACACAUUCCUUUAUUUUUUCGUGUUUGCCUGGAUCCUCUCCCGUCUCAGUGCUGCCAUCAACCCUCUGGUGUACAACCUGAUGUCCGCCAGGAUGAUUAUUGGUGUAGCCAUGUUGUUGCUGUACUCUUGA
Molecule: messenger RNA, 978 nt
Organism: Limanda limanda (common dab)
Lineage: Eukaryota; Metazoa; Chordata; Actinopteri; Pleuronectiformes; Pleuronectidae
Product: growth hormone secretagogue receptor type 1-like
Exons: 5
Coding region: 1-978 (325 amino acids)
Biological process (GO): hormone-mediated signaling pathway; G protein-coupled receptor signaling pathway
Cellular component (GO): plasma membrane
Molecular function (GO): growth hormone secretagogue receptor activity
Source: RefSeq, a predicted model, not a curated record